UGUCCCCGACAGCGUUUUACAUAUAGGAAGUUCUUCUUUUUUAGUAAUAGCCUAAACUUUGCUCCGCCCGUUUUUGCACGGAGCUCAUGCUGCGAAAACGAUGAUAAUACAACAUGGACUGCAUUUUAAUAUGACAAGCUGUUCUGUGCGGGCUUGCUUUUUAUUUGCGGGACUCAGUGUGAGUUCAUAGCGACGUUAUUUACUUUAAAAAAACAAAAACAUUUAGACCUAUUGCUGCAGCAGACCGACUGUCACUGGCCAAACCCUCCGCAUUUUGCAGCUAGUCUUCAUGCGGAACCCAUAAUUGGAGACCUCACUGUGUCAUCCAUUUAACGCGCGCUCUCACCCGGAGCAGGAACGAUGCAGCGCGAGCGCCUACUCAAAGUUCUGGUCAUCGGCGAUCUUGGAGUCGGUAAAACGUCCAUCAUAAAGCGCUACGUGCACCAGAUCUUCUCCCAGCACUACCGCGCCACCAUCGGAGUAGACUUCGCCCUCAAAGUGCUCAACUGGGAUCACAAGACGGUGGUGCGGCUGCAGCUGUGGGACAUCGCUGGGCAGGAACGCUACGGCAACAUGACCCGUGUGUACUACAGAGAGGCGGUAGGGGCCCUCGUCGUCUUCGACAUGACUAGACUGUCCACGUUUCAGGCUGUCCUCAAGUGGAAAGGAGACCUGGACUCAAAGGUCGCUCUUAGCAACGGGAGGACGGUUCCAGCCGUUCUAUUGGCCAACAAGUGUGACCAGCGGCGUCAGGGUUUGUGCCCCAAGCUGCCCAAACUGGAGAACUUCACCAAAGAGUACGGAUUUGUCGGCUGGUACGAAACCUCGGCCAAGGACAACACCAACAUUGACGCUGCCAUGACGUGCUUGGUGAAGAAUAUCAUGUCUGUGGAGGAGGAGAGAGCCUUAAGUGACGCCACAGCCACUGGCGCCAAAACCGAACUGGAAGGUAACGUUCUGGUUCUGCCUCGCUUCGACUACAAUGCGAAGGAGAAGGGACUCGAUGGGUGUUCAGGAUGUACCUCGCUUAAACCUAAAGACAGAGACAUCGAAUGAAGGAGGAUGGGAUGGAUGGAUCUGAACCAAGAGACUGGAAGGAGACAGAGAGGAGGGAGGAGAUGACGUUGUUGAAUGAUUAAUAUGUUGUAACUUAACGAUCCUUCCCCUCCUCUCUCCCUUUGUCCUCACAAGUGCAUUUCGGCAGAGAUGUUAUAAGGAAAAUGUUUACCAGUAUGCAAUUUUUCUGAACAACCCACAAUAUAAUAAUAUAUUUAUUGUAUUUUUAGAACAGAAAUUGAGUCAAACUUUAGUUCUGUUGUCACAAAAAUCUAAUAAUUUUGGAAAAAAGUGAUUUUAGUAAAAUUAAAAAAAAAUAAUAAUAAUAAUAAUGAAAAAUAAAAGUUAAAUGAAUCAGAAAGAAAAUGUGACUCCUGAAAACCAAAGACAAUAUGACAGAUUCAUUUUUUUCAGUUCUUUUGUUAAUCUGACAUGUAAUUCAAUUCUUUGUUUGUGAAUAACAGAUUAAAACAGUAAUUGUGUAAGUGUUCUAUAUUCAUAAAAGUGCAAUUGUGGUCACAUUGUGGUCUGAUGGGUUUCACUCCCAGGUAAGCUUCCGAAUGCAAAAGUGUUGAGUUUGUUAAGUGUAACUGCAGGUCUAACAAACUUUUAGAGGCAUCAUUUGGAUGUUUUUGUUCAAAGGUGAUAAUCUGUCGUGCAAGUCAUAUUUAUCUGCAUUUUUUUUUUCAUUUCUCUUCCUUUACUCUUUGUCUGUCUCACCGAUAUUAUCUUUGUCUUUUAUGUUCUUUACUGAUACCAUUUUGAUAAUGUCGUCUGUUGCUGGUGUCAUUAAAAAAUACAAAAUAUUAA
Micropterus dolomieu (smallmouth bass) is the source of this 1866-nucleotide messenger RNA. RefSeq lists its product as uncharacterized. Bases 361 to 1056 code for a protein of 231 amino acids. Gene Ontology annotation, cellular component: vesicle; Golgi apparatus; trans-Golgi network. The record is from RefSeq and is a predicted model, not a curated record. NCBI's taxonomy places the organism in Eukaryota, Metazoa, Chordata, Actinopteri, Centrarchiformes, Centrarchidae. Gene Ontology annotation, molecular function: GTPase activity; GTP binding. Gene Ontology annotation, biological process: vesicle-mediated transport. The transcript is spliced from 4 exons.